AUGGUAAAAGACGACCCGCGGAAGGGCCGUCCCGGCAGCAGCAAGAAGCGGCCCUCCAGCCAAAUCGACUCCGCCUUACCCCCAAGCAAGCGGUCCUGCUCCAUGUCUCCAACAAAGGUGCCAAGUACCCCACCCAAUCGGGUUCAUCGGCGCAUCAUUCUCCGGGAUUACGGCAAACCCAUCUACGAGGCGAGCUCUCGAUCAGCAUUGCUUGCUGCCCUGGUAUGCUGCAUUGACGCCCACGAGUCUUUGUCCAAGGCAGGCAUUCUCCAUAGAGACAUAUCCAUCAACAAUCUCAUGAUCAAUGAGGAUAGUCGCAACCCAUCCUGGCCUGCCUUCUUGAUUGAUCUUAACCUGGCCAUUCGAGAGCCAAGAGAGGGGUCCUCUGGUGCCAAGGGAAAGACUGGUACGCGGGCGUUUAUGGCAAUCGGGGCGCUGCUCGGCGAGCAGCAUUCGUUCAUGCACGACCUAGAGUCGUUUUUCUGGGUGCUUUUCUGGAUAUGCAUUCAUUAUGAUGCAGAUGGCAAAGAUGUUGGCCCGACCGGGUUUGAUAGGUGGAACUACGAGAGCGAUGACACGUUGGCUGAGCUCAAGAUGGGUGUAGUUGCUGACGAGCAGUACUUUCAGCAAAAGAUUACGGAGAGCUUCACUGCACAAUACCAGCCACUCGUGCCCUGGGUCAAGAAGCUACGAAGGGAAGUAUUCCCUAGUGGACGUAAAUGGAACAGUUCAGAGCCUGGACUAUAUUCCUCCAUGAGGCAGGUUCUUGACGAUGCACGGAAGGAUCCAGAAGUGCUAGCAAACACGUAA
Messenger RNA from Colletotrichum tamarilloi, 810 nucleotides. RefSeq lists its product as uncharacterized. Gene Ontology annotation, molecular function: protein kinase activity. The record is from RefSeq and is a predicted model, not a curated record. Gene Ontology annotation, biological process: protein phosphorylation. Bases 1 to 810 code for a protein of 269 amino acids. Lineage: Eukaryota; Fungi; Ascomycota; Sordariomycetes; Glomerellales; Glomerellaceae. The transcript has a single exon.